AUGGCCAAGGGCAAGCAGCGAGCCACGGCAGAAUACGAGCCCUUAGCAGCGGGCUGGGAGGCCGUCAUCGGCGUCGAGUGCCACAUCCAGCUCAAGACAUCGACGAAGCUCUUCAGCUCGGCGCCGUCUGCCUCUUCUUCUUCUGCUACUCAGCACAUCGACGAUGGGCCCAACAGCAGAGUAGUGCCGUUUGACGCAGCGCUUCCCGGCAGCCUGCCGCGGCUGACGAGGGAGCCCGUCACGCUGGCGCUCAAGGCGUGCAUCGCCAUGGGCUGCACGCUCGAAAACGAUGUUGGCUUCGACCGUAAGCACUACUUCUAUCCGGAUCUGCCCAGCGGGUACCAGAUCACGCAGCGAUAUGCGCCCCUGGCGCGCGACGGCCGGCUGCGGCUGCGCUUCGACGAAGGCUACCUGGGUGACGUGGCCGACGAGGUUGAGGUGCGCAUCGAGCAGGUGCAGCUGGAGCAGGACACGGCCAAGUCGACGCACCACUUUACCUCGUCGCAGCAGCACCAGCGCACGUUUGUCGAUGUCGACCGCGCGGGGCAGCCGCUGAUCGAGGUGGUGAGCGGGCCCGACAUGCGCAAGCCCGAGCAGGCAGGCGCCUAUGUGCGCAAGCUGCGCGAAGUCGUGCGCAGAAUCGGCGCCAGCGACGGCAACAUGGACGAGGGCUCGCUCCGCUGCGACGUCAACGUCUCGGUCCACCGCAUCGGCGAGCCGUGGGGCACGCGGUGCGAGGUCAAGAACCUCAACAGCGUCCGCUUCGUCAUGAAUGCUGCCGCACACGAAAUGCACAGACAGCAGAGGAUCCUCGCUGGCGGGGGCACCGUCGAGCAGGAGACACGGGCCUACGACGAGGUCGGCGCAACCACAUACCGGCUGCGGUCAAAAGAGCAGUCGCCAGACUACCGCUACAUGCCCGAUGCCAACCUGGCGCCGCUGGCCGUGGCAGGGGACGAGCGUCUGCUCGAUGAGGUCCGUGCCUCGAUGCCCGAGCUGCCCGACGAGCAGCGGAGCCGGCUCCUCGAGACGUACGGCCUGCCUGCGAGAGACAUCAACGUGCUCAUGCGCAUCGGCCUCGAAGACGAGGGCGCGGUCUCAAGCGACGACGACGUCUCAGCCGUCGCAUUCUUUGAGCAGGUGGCACAGGGCCGCGAUGCACGCGUGGCCAUCAACUGGACCAUCCAGGAGCUCCUCAAGGCGCUCAACAGUCAGUCGCUCGCCUUCAGACAGAACCCCGUCUCGGCCGAGCACCUGGGCGAGCUCAUCGACGUCGUCGAGUCGGGCCAGGCCACCAUGUCGACGGCGCGCAAGCUCGUCGAGAGCCUCGUGUCGAGGUCCGUUGAGCUGAAAAAGGGUCAGCGCGUCCUGGCAUACCUCGAGCAGCAGGGCGCCCUCGCGCUCAACUCGGCCGCAGACCUCGGCCCGCUGUGCCAGGAAGCCGUCGAGGCGCUUCCCAGCGAGGCCGAGGCCGUGAAGGAAGGCAAGAUCAAGGCCGUCGAGAGAAUCGUGGGGCAGGUGAUGAAGCUGGCAAAGGGGAGAGCCGAUGCCAAUGCGACCAGAAAGCUGCUGCUGGAGAUGCUAAAGUAG
This is a messenger RNA of Acaromyces ingoldii, 1590 nucleotides long. RefSeq names its product Glutamyl-tRNA amidotransferase B subunit. The transcript is spliced from 3 exons. The record is from RefSeq and is a predicted model, not a curated record. The coding region runs from base 1 to 1590 and encodes 529 amino acids. Gene Ontology annotation, biological process: mitochondrial translation; glutaminyl-tRNAGln biosynthesis via transamidation. NCBI's taxonomy places the organism in Eukaryota, Fungi, Basidiomycota, Exobasidiomycetes, Exobasidiales, Cryptobasidiaceae. Gene Ontology annotation, molecular function: glutaminyl-tRNA synthase (glutamine-hydrolyzing) activity.